GUUUGUUGCCGCAUUUCUCCGCUUGGCUUUGCGCGAGCGCGUCAAUCGGACCUGGCGCGGCUACUCGCGAAAGCUUUUUCCGGGCGCUUACUUCCGGUUGUGUUGUGUGGGGCGAGCUUCAACUCGAGUAACCAUGGCGGAUGACGGCGAACAAGCACCGACGACGGCUGUGGAGGAGCCGCUCGACCUGGUCAGGCUGAGUUUGGACGAGAAGAUCUACGUGAAAAUGCGCAACGAGCGCGAACUUCGAGGAAGGUUGCACGCGUACGACCAACAUCUCAACAUGAUCUUGGGGGACGUUGAGGAAACCGUGACUAGCGUUGAGAUUGAUGAAGAGACGUACGAGGAAGUCUAUAAGAGUACCAAGAGGUCCAUCCCGAUGCUCUUUGUUCGGGGAGAUGGUGUCAUCCUCGUGUCCCCUCCGGUUCGAGGCACAAACUAGGCCUCCACUUCAUCAUGCACAAGGUCAUCAUUACUGUCACCCAAUUGGAAAAGUGUCAAUAAAAAAAAGUUUCCAUCCACAUCA
Messenger RNA from Ixodes scapularis (black-legged tick), 526 nucleotides. RefSeq names its product U6 snRNA-associated Sm-like protein LSm3 (gene LSm3). NCBI's taxonomy places the organism in Eukaryota, Metazoa, Arthropoda, Arachnida, Ixodida, Ixodidae. Gene Ontology annotation, biological process: mRNA splicing, via spliceosome; P-body assembly. The record is from RefSeq and is a predicted model, not a curated record. Gene Ontology annotation, molecular function: RNA binding. The coding region runs from base 134 to 442 and encodes 102 amino acids. The transcript is spliced from 4 exons. Gene Ontology annotation, cellular component: U4/U6 x U5 tri-snRNP complex; P-body; catalytic step 2 spliceosome.